This is a messenger RNA of Symbiodinium necroappetens, 876 nucleotides long. Lineage: Eukaryota; Dinophyceae; Suessiales; Symbiodiniaceae. The record is from the annotation of a GenBank genome assembly.
AUGCCGCUGGGCUAUUUGAACCAGGUCUUCGGCGAUGAGGUACUGGGACGUGCUCGGGUGAUGCGCACUCUUCAGGACGGUGUCGACGAUCGAGGAGUACGUGAGGUACAGAUCCGAAACGCCUGGAGCAACCUGGUGUUCAAGGACCCUCUCUGCUCGGAAGGGAACGAACUCGUGGACCUGGGCUGGGCGUUGCACGGAAUCGGCUACCGGCCCGGCUCUUGGAGUUCCGAGCUACGACCUCUGGUCUGCCUGGUGUGCCUGCUUGCUUGGGGGCCUCUCUUCGUCACUCCAUUCACUCCAGGACUGAGACCCUCGCGCCAGGAGUCGCGGAUGGCCCUCAGUGCAGAACCUGCCGCUCCCAAGAAGCCUGGAGGGGCCUACAUGUUGUGGUUGAAAGAGAACCGGGCGCGCAUCGCUGAAUCUCUUGGCGAGGACGGCAAGAAGGUGACGCUGGUCUCCAAGGCUGCUGGUGCAGAGUGGAAGACGCUCUCCGACAAGGUGAAGAAGCCAUUUGUGGACAUGGCUGCCAAGCUUAAGGCGGACUUCCUGGCUGAGAAGGAAGCCUUCGAAAAGCAAGGGGGUGUCAUGCCAGCGAGGAAAAGCAAAAAUGCUGCAAAGGCUGCAAAGGCCAAGAAGACGAAGGACCCCAGUCUACCCAAGCGUCCCAAGAACGCCUACAUGUUGUGGCUGCAAGACCACAGGAAGGAAAUCACAGAUGCACUGGGGCCUGGGCACCAGCCAAAGCAGGUGAUGGUUGAAGCUGGGAAGAGGUGGAAAACGUGUUCGGAUGCCGAGAAAGGCCCUUAUGUGGCACAGGCAUCUGAACUGAAGCAGGCCUACAACAAGCAGAGGCAAGGACAUGUCAAACUUUAA